AUGGCGGCGGAGGCCUGUAAGUACCGCCUGGUGCGGGAGAUCGGGCGCGGUAGCUAUGGGGUGGUGUACGAGGCGCUGGUGUCGGAGACCGGGCUGCCGGUGGCGGUGAAGCGAGUCAGGUGCAGCCAGCCGGAGACGGUGGAGCUGGCCCUGCAGGAGUUCUGGGCCCUGCGGAGCGUCCAGAGCCAGCAUCGACACGUCAUCCGCUUGGAGGAGUGCUUACUGCAGAGCGGCGGCCCGGAAACUAUCCAGCCUGUCAGCCGGCACCGCAGGCCUAACAGCCACCUGCUGCUGGUGGAGAGCUGCCUGAAGGGCCAGCGAGCCGCGGAGGAGGAGCCGCCCUGUUUCCUGUGGUUUGUCACCGAAUACUGUGAUGGCGGCAACCUCAAUGACUUCCUGCUGGCCCAGGCCCCCGAGGCCCGCCUGCACCGGACUUGCAUGCAGCAGAUGGCAGGAGCUCUGGCCUUCCUGCACCGCAACCAGAUCGUGCACCGGGACCUGAAGCCGGAGAAUGUGCUGGUGUCACACGGGGAGUGGGGGCCGGAGCUUAAGGUAGCAGAUUUUGGCCUCAGUAAGGUCUGCCAGGGCAGCGUGAACGUGAACCAGCAGCGCUUCUCGUCGGCUUGCGGUUCGGAUUUCUAUAUGGCUCCCGAGGUGUUUGAGGGGCGCUACACGGCCAAAGCCGACGUCUUCUCUCUCGGGAUUCUAUUUUGGGCGAUGAUCGAAAUGAUUACGUUCAGGGAUGCGGACUCACAUAAAGAGCUGCUUGGGGUCUACAUCUGUCAAGGAAAGAAUCUUAUAUCUGUUGGGGAGGCCUUCUUGGAGAAUCCGAAUUUGCAGCUUCAAAUCCCUCUAAAGAACAAGCGGUCCGUGCCGCAGGAGGUGUGUAACCUGCUACUGGACAUGCUGUGCGUGAACUCCAAGGAGAGGAUCGACGCUUUCCAGCUGGAGAGCCGAGUAGAUCAGUUAUCGUACGGAGAGAAGCGCCAGCGCCCCGGGGCCUAG
Molecule: messenger RNA, 1005 nt
Organism: Spea bombifrons (plains spadefoot toad)
Lineage: Eukaryota; Metazoa; Chordata; Amphibia; Anura; Pelobatidae
Product: serine/threonine-protein kinase PDIK1L-like
Exons: 3
Coding region: 1-1005 (334 amino acids)
Biological process (GO): autophagosome organization; axon extension; positive regulation of autophagy
Cellular component (GO): cytoplasm; autophagosome
Molecular function (GO): ATP binding; protein serine/threonine kinase activity
Source: RefSeq, a predicted model, not a curated record